AUGGUCGAGGGCGGCGCAGUUGCGGCUGCGGACAAGACCGAGUUCACAGAAUGCUGGAGGACAUCGUGGCAAACGCCUUAUAUCACGAGGCUAGCCUUGUCCGCCGGCAUUGGCGGCCUCCUCUUCGGUUACGACACAGGUGUUAUUUCGGGUGCCCUUUUGUACAUAAGGGAGGAUUUCGAGGAAGUAGACAAGAAGACAUGGCUGCAGGAGACCAUAGUGAGCAUGGCCGUCUUCGGCGCCAUCUUCGGCGCGGCCUGCGGGGGCUGGAUCAACGACAAAUUCGGCCGCAGGAUCUCAAUAAUGGUCGCGGAUGUUUUCUUCCUCGUCGGCGCGAUGGUGAUGGCCAUCGCGCCAUCGCCGUGGGUGAUCAUCCUCGGCAGGAUUCAAGUCGGACUCGGCGUGGGGAUGGCUUCCAUGACCGCCCCACUCUACAUCUCCGAAGCCUCCCCUCACAGAAUACGCGGCGCUCUCGUCAGCACCAACGGCUUCCUCAUCACCGGCGGCCAGUUUCUCUCCUACCUUAUCAACCUCGCAUUCACCCACGCCCCUGGAAACUGGCGCUGGAUGCUCGGCGUCGCGGCCCUCCCUGCCAUCGUCCAGUUCGUGCUCAUGUUGCAACUCCCUGAGUCCCCGAGGUGGCUCUAUGUGCACGGGAAGGAAACCGAAGCUCGGGCCAUUUUAGAAAAAAUCUACCCUGCCAACGAGGUCGAGGAGGAGAUGGAGGCUCUUCGCUCCUCUGUUGAGGAGGAGGAGGAGAACUCUCUAAAGGGUGGACUUGUUGACAAGCUGAAGAAUGCAUGGGGGAAUAUUGUGGUAAGAAGAGGUCUUUACGCUGGUAUCACAGCUCAGGUGGCUCAGCAGUUCGUUGGUAUCAACACUGUCAUGUACUACAGUCCCACCAUCAUCCAGUUCGCCGGGUUUGCGUCAAACAAGACCGCCAUGGCGCUUUCCCUCAUCACCUCUGGCCUAAACAUGGUCGGCUCGGUAAUCAGCAUGUGCUUUGUGGAUAGAUACGGCCGGAGGAGGCUGAUGAUCUUAUCCAUGAUCGGCAUCAUCACCUGCUUGCUGGUGCUGUCAGUGAUCUUCUACGAGGCGGCGAACAUGUCCCCUCCAGUGAGCUCCGCGGAGACCGCGGUCUUCGGGGGCAACACCUCCUGCCCUGCCUACAUAGCAGCCCCCAACGCGGACUCCUGGAGCUGCACGCAGUGUCUUGGAAAAGACACUGCAUGCGCCUUCUGCGGCUCGUCCAUCAACAAGAAUGAGGCGGGAGCGUGCCUGGUCCUCGACGACGCCGUGAGGAGCACGUGCCGCGAGUCGAAGCGCACGUGGUACUCGCAGGGGUGCCCCAGCAGGAUAGGACACCUGGCUGUUCUGUUUCUUGCUAUGUAUAUAAUCGUGUACUCCCCCGGCAUGGGGACGGCGCCGUGGAUCGUGAACUCGGAGAUAUAUCCGUUGAAGUACAGAGGGCUGUGCGGGGGGAUCGCGGCUGUGUCGAACUGGACGUCGAAUCUGAUCGUGAGUGAGACGUUUUUGACGCUGACAGAGCAUCUGGGGUCGUCGGGGACGUUCUUGUUGUUUGCGGGGUUCUCGGCGGUGGGGCUGGUGGCGAUAUUCAUGCUGGUGCCGGAGACGAAGGGGAUGCAGUUUGAGGAGGUGGAGAGGAUGCUGAAGAAGGGCUUCUCUCCUUUUGAGAAGUAUAGGGAUCAGCCAUCUAAGGAUAAGGAAGUAGUAAGUGCAUGA
Molecule: messenger RNA, 1743 nt
Organism: Salvia splendens (bonfire salvia)
Lineage: Eukaryota; Viridiplantae; Streptophyta; Magnoliopsida; Lamiales; Lamiaceae
Product: inositol transporter 4
Exons: 3
Coding region: 1-1743 (580 amino acids)
Biological process (GO): transmembrane transport; myo-inositol transport
Cellular component (GO): membrane
Molecular function (GO): myo-inositol:proton symporter activity
Source: RefSeq, a predicted model, not a curated record